AUGUCUCAACUAUCACUUAACACCGCUCCCGGACUCACUUGCGUCACGUCGAACUCAUCCUUCACCAAUGUCUACUACGCCAUUCACAAUCUGCUGAAAGCUAAAUAUGAUCCUAGCACUUAUUCGUGGUCCAGGGUCACCUUACUCACUAUGCUCGUGGCUCAUCUCAUAAUGCUUGUCAUGGCGUUGAGCGUUAUUCUGGUUAGAUUGUGCAGCCAGAAGUUCAUGCUGGGGUAUAUAACCAGACACGGAGUCCUGAGGCCAAACGCCACCGGUUGUGUGACGGUAUGCUACAUAUUGUAUGACAUUUUUGCUGUGGUUGGACUUGGGAUGCAACUAGCAAUAGAUUAUGGGAUCAGUAAUCCAGAAGCUAAAGUUCACAUGCCGGGAAUUAAAUACGUGAUCAUUUGGAUUGGUGUAUGGUGUUUUUGCUGGAGCACUGCUUGCCAGUACAUUUGCGCACGAUGGGAUCCUCCUUGGCAAUCCAAUUCGUCAGACAGAAAGUUGAACAUUGUUCCCUACUCAGUAAUUGUGAUGCUAAACAUAAUUUUCAUUGGAGUAGCCAUUUUCAGUGUUGCAAUGUUUUCACUUUCCAACUCCCAGUAUAUCUAUCUUCAACGAGCCGUUGACUCCAUCGAACUGGCUCUCGCCCAUGUAAAUAUGACGUCAGCCAAUCCCAAAACAGCUUUUCAGGUUGCUUCAAACCUCCCUGGAAAUCCAUUGAGCAAGCUUCAUCACUUGAUUAAUCACAACCUGUUUAGCUCUCAACAGCUGCUUGCUCAUGGCAUAUACACCUUUCAUUUUUUCUACGUAUUUUUAUGCACAUCUCUGCUGGGAAGUGCCGCUCUGGAGAUGCACUGGCAAUUCGAGAAAUGGCAUCCAAUGUCAUCAUUUCAAUUAUCGGGAACGUGUCCCAACAAGCCUGAAAACGGCCGGAAAGAAGCCAAGAAAUCCAAGUUAAGUAGGUUCAUAGGCAACAAUCCUCCUGUUUGGGAAUUAACUGUCAGUGUGGUGCAAGUAAGCCACUCUCAGGCAUCCAAACCCCUUGAACAACCCAACUUUGAUCUGCUACGGAAUUGGGCUCAAAGGAAGACUGUACAGGACGACAUCAUUCAACAUCAUCUGGAUCUGGAUUCAGCCUUGGAUCCACAAUUUGAGGAACAAAAAGACCUUGAGAUGGACUGCUUGAGACCAAAGUCGGAGUACAAACAUCUCAAGCGCUAA
Molecule: messenger RNA, 1224 nt
Organism: Puccinia triticina
Lineage: Eukaryota; Fungi; Basidiomycota; Pucciniomycetes; Pucciniales; Pucciniaceae
Exons: 12
Coding region: 1-1224 (407 amino acids)
Source: RefSeq, a predicted model, not a curated record